This is a messenger RNA of Venturia canescens, 2405 nucleotides long. It is a transcript of the gene crc, whose product is annotated as bZIP transcription factor crc. Gene Ontology annotation, cellular component: nucleus. NCBI's taxonomy places the organism in Eukaryota, Metazoa, Arthropoda, Insecta, Hymenoptera, Ichneumonidae. Gene Ontology annotation, molecular function: RNA polymerase II transcription regulatory region sequence-specific DNA binding; DNA-binding transcription activator activity, RNA polymerase II-specific. The coding region runs from base 834 to 1766 and encodes 310 amino acids. Gene Ontology annotation, biological process: regulation of transcription by RNA polymerase II. The transcript has 2 exons. The record is from RefSeq and is a predicted model, not a curated record.
CGUCGGACGUCGGCUCCAUAUGCAAAGUUUCGUCAGGUUCAAACGGAAAAUCUCGUUAAGGCGGCGGCGGCGGUCACGGAAUUUUUGAUAUCUGAGAAAAGAGAGAGCUUCGACGCGGGGCUUAAAUCGCCGUGCUUAUCGGCCGCAACGCCUCCCGGCCUGGGUUCACGCGCGAAACACUUUUUAUUUUAUAUUUUCCUUUUUCUCUGCCAUCACGUUCCCUCGAAUCGUGCUAUCUCCUUCAUUUUUUUUCGAUUCCCUCCGCUCUAGCUGUUUCUCACUUUUUAUUACAUAUCGCCUUCUCGCUCGUAUCGAACACUCGGAGAAACAUUCGCACAGUGUUUUGAGAAAAAAGAGAAGAAAAAAAGCCCAUCCUCUCGCUCUUGCCGUUCGAAAACACACUCUUUCGCCACGUCACGUGGCAACUGAGUUUUAAAUAAUAAAAGAAAUUUAGAACCUUCGUGUGAUACUGGCAUCUCUAAAAGUGACGCGAGUUAUAGAUCCCACAGCUCGAUGUUGGAGUGUGCUAAUGUUUUAUAAUAGUAUGCAGUUCGCGUAUCGUUACACGUGGAAUCGCGAAAUAAUCGUAAACUCUCAGAAAUUGGUGAAAAGACGUUGAUUGGAUUGGCACAGCUAACGCCGACGAUCGUUGCGAAGGAAUUACUGAGCGUCGCCUUGUUGACCUUGUACCACUGUCGCACGUCAAAGAUAAUACGAUCGCGGCGCAACAACUCCAUCACGAUAACUGGUAUUUCAUCAAAUUCUCAUCACUCUCCCUCGCGCCAGCUGAUUAUUGAUAAUACCGUUCGAACAUUGGCCAAACAACGUCGAUUAUGGCGAUGAUGCGUUACGCCGAGCCGUUCUCCAAUUGGUUGGAGGAAAAGAUCGAGUUGCCUAUAUUCGAAGAAUUACCGGCGCCAGAAUGCGGACAGAACAAGCCCAUCGUGUACGCCGGUGCUCCAAAAACGCACGUGCAACAAGAAACCACUCAAACGUUGCUCCAAGAGUUCGAGAGUGUCCUUGGAGACGUUGAGGCAUGCCAUCAAAUUUUUCCUCCCGUCAAUUCGGCUCUUACACCGCCACAAUCACCACCGCCAUCACCACCAAACAAAAUCAACGGUAUCGAUACGCAACUGCUCGUAACUCUACAACCGGUGUUGCAAACACCACUUUAUCCAUGUCCCCGCAUAAUACAACAGCAGCAGCAACAACAACAACAGACGAUCGUUGAAACGCCACAGACUAACGCUUCUUCUUAUCUCGGGCAAAUAUCAGGCGAAUGGAACGCCGAAAAUGUCUCGCUGGUACCGUUGCGAGACGUUGCCAGCGAAUUGGCGGCGGUCGAUGAAUACGUGCGCUCUUGUGCCGAGGAAAUAGCGCCAUCGAGCCCAUGCACCAGUUCCGGUGCCAGUUAUUUCUCAUCCGAGGAUUCAUCCAGUCCGGACGAUCCCGAUUGGACCGGGGAAUCGAGCGGCAGCUCAUACACCAAACAACGUACUUCUCGUUUAACGAAAAAUCGUCAUAAGCCAUACUCCCGACCGUCCGUUGAAGACAAAAAAGUACGCAAGAAGGAGCAGAACAAGAACGCGGCGACGCGUUAUCGACAAAAGAAAAAACAGGAAAUCAAAGAGAUUGUCGGUGAAGAGCAAGAACUAGUCGAUCACAAUGUUAAACUCAAAGACCAGGUUAAAGAGCUCAAUCGAGAGAUCGGAUAUUUGAAAGGUCUUAUGCGCGAUUUGUUCAAAGCCAAGGGUCUUAUGAAAUGAUCGAAAUUUCUAAAUUUUCGUCGCUCUGCUACGCAGUACUUGGCUCGUUUUUAAUCAUUUUUUUAAAUUCUAACAUUUUUAUUUUAUCGUAUACGUAUAUUUACGAAACUGUUAUGAAAUAAUUGAUGAUGAAACACCAACCGUGUUUCCCGUUGUAUGAUUUUGGUAAUACGAGUUUUUAACCGUUCCCCAUGUUCGCCGUCUCAGCUGAUCGUUCUCGCUCGUCCCGUACUUUUUUGUCGUUCGUGUUUCCCCACUUGAGAAUCAAGACUAUAUCGUCGAUUUUACAUCCAAUCGUACCUUUUUACAUCUUACUUUCUUUUCUCUGCCCUCCCUUCUUGCUCCCCUCAACAUCCACCAAGCCUGGAUAUGAUACUUAACACAUGUGCUCGACGACCUUAUCCACGGAAUAUUGAAACUCGGGUGUGCGAUCUUAUGAUACUUUUACAAGUGGAAACCUGUCGUCACACCUGUCCAUUCCGUCGACGAGAUCUCAUCACGUAUAUGGAAAAUCGGGUCUCCUCAUUCCAAAUUAUUUUAACAAUCAACAAUUUAUAAUAUUUUCUUAAGACAAUGGUACAAUUAUCAUAAAAAAAAAAAAACAAAUGAAAAAAUAAAGAAUGUAUUGAGUUGACCGAA